AUGCAGCUCACACCCAUGGCACUGCCGAGCCCCAACCCCCAGCUACCACCAGAGGCCGAGGUUCCACUCGGAGAAACGACCCGGGACACCACCCCAACCCAGAGCACACCAAAAGACCGGGACACCUUUGCGGCGAGACCACUACUGGGUCUCACCGCCAACGAUCCCGCCAAGGACGGCAGUGACACCGAAGCUGCCGAAGCUGCUCACGAGGAGGCCCCCUCCAACACCAGGGACCAAGAUCCCACGAGCACACCAAUGGGUGCAACCUCCAACGACCAGACCGAGGCCGGCAGUGUGACCGUGGGGGCCGAUGCUGCCGAUGAAGAAGUCCCCACCAACACCGGGGACCGAGACAUCACGAGCACACCAAGAAGCUCAACCCCCAACGACCAAACUGACGCCGGCAACGUGACCGAGACCGGUGACGUCGGCCACUGUGAAGACCCUGCCGGCACCUCAGCGCCAUGGGAACCAACUGACGAGUCCUGCGUGCUCUAUGAACACACAAAGCGGUUGCGGAGGCUACUCAGGGAACCGGUGUCUGCUGCGGGUUGGAGCAGCUUCACCACCACUCUUGAGGCCGCAAUUGAGGCAGUGACGACAGCCGUGAAGCUCCCCUCCGCAACAUCUGGAGGGAGGCCUCGCCGUGAAGUCAAUCCCAACUGCCCGCAGCAGAUCCAGUCCCUGUACCGCCGCAACCGCCGCCGGGCAGUGAGACUCAUCGUCGAGGGUCCCUCCACGCAGUGUCCAGUCCCACUGGACGAGCUCCAGGCCCACUUUACCACCACAUGGGCCCCUAGGGAGGUCGACACGGACCUCCUCAUGGCCCGAGUGCCAGCGGCAGGCGAGGUAUCCAUGGCUGCCUUCACCGACGACGAGGUGGCGACCCGCCUGCGACGCUGCGAGAGUACGGCACCGGGGGGCGACCGCUUGACUUACCAACACUGGCGAACUGUCGAUCCCGAGGCCUCCUUCCUUGCGGCGGCAUUCAACAUCUGCCUACGUCAUCGCCGCGUGCCAGACACCUGGAGGGAGUCGAGAACGAUCCUCAUCUACAAGAAGGGAGAUCGGCAAGACCCCACCAACUGGCGCCCAAUCUCCCUCGGUUGCACAGUCGCGAAGCUCUACGCCGGAUGCUUUGCGGCUCGUCUGCAGCAGUGGCUGUCUGACCACCGCGUCCUGUCACGGUGCCAGAAAGGAUUCAUGCCACACGACGGAGUGUUUGAACACAACUUCGUGCUGCAGGAGCGCUUGGAUGCGGCCCGGACGGGCGGUGGAGACCUUUGUGUGGCGUUCCUGGACUAUGCCAACGCCUUCGGGUCGGUCGCCCACAAUGCUCUCGUCGACGCGGUCCGGGGAGCUGGUGCCGGGGAGGCAUUCGCCUCCAUAGUGGAAGACCUGUACAGCGGCAACACGACAUCCAUCGUCGGUGAGGCGGGCAUCACGGAGCCCAUCAACAUCUCAGCCGGGAUCCGACAGGGCUGCCCACUGAGCGGGCUGCUGUUCAACUUGGUUCUUGAUCCUGUCAUCAGGGCGGUGCAGGGAGGCGAAGGGCAGCACAACAUCCUCGCCUACGCCGACGACCUCACCCCCUUGGCCGACGACCCAGGGACACUGCAGCAGCGCAUCAACAUCGUGGCGGCCCUCUCCUCCCGGAUUGGGCUCCGGCUGAACCCGGCCAAGUGCAGGACCCUUCACCUCUCCGGCCAGCACCCUGUCGGCACGAGACCCACCCGCUUCCUCAUCGAGCGUGAGCCUGUCCCGGCCAUCGGGGACUUCGUGGGACACGCCUUCCUGGGCAGACCCGUCGGGUACAGGGUGCUCCACGACGAUGCAACCAUCAGCGAUGCCGUGGACCUCGGCAAGCGCCUCCUCAACUCUGUGCUCGCUCCGUGGCAGAGGCUGGAUGCGGUAAAGACGUUCCUCUUUCCCGCGCUCAACUUUGCCAUGAGGGCGGGCACCCUAGGAAAGGUGGAAUGGCGGAGACUGGACGACGCACUGCGCCCGCUGCUCAAGCGCACGCUGUACCUGCCAAGCAACGCCUGCAACGAAUACCUGUAUGGGAGCGCGGCGGCAGGUGCGGCGGGCAUACCUGUAGCGGCGGACACAAGCGAUGCCUGCCGAGUCGACGGAGCCUUCAAGCUCCUCUCCUCCGCCGACGCCGAGAUCCGCGACAUGGCCCUCCGAGCCGUGACCCAGGUGGUGUCAAAACGCCUACGGCGGGUUGCGGCUGCAGAGGACGUCGAGAGGUACCUGACCGGGGAGACCGAGGGCGACUUCCGGGCCACCUCAACGCAGGUCCAGUCUGUGUGGACCGAGGCCCGGAAGGCCUCCCGCCGCCUUGAAGUGGGGUGGGAGCUGCAGCCCGACGGUGCCCGAAUCACUUGCGGAGACGUCUCGGUCUCCGCCAAACAUCGCCACAGGGUGAUCCGGACCCUCCGGCUCAUCCUGACAGCAGCACGGGACACGGCCCUCCAGCAGAAGCCCAACCAGGGCAAGGUGAUGGAGUGUGUCGCCUCUGACCCAACCAGUUCCCACUUCAUGAGGUCAGGGCGGCACACUCGGUUUGCCGACUGGAGGUUUGUGCACCGUGCCCGGCUGAACCUGCUUCCCUUGAACGGCGCACGCCCGUGGGCCGGAGCUGCCGACCAGCGGUGCAGAGCCUGCGGCUACCCCCGGGAGACGCUGCCACACGUCCUCUGCCACUGCAUGGUGCAGAGCCGGGCCCUCACGGACAGGCAUGACCAAGUGGUGAGCCGUAUCAGGGCUGCAGCCGCUGGCCGGUUCACCAUAACUCAUGAGAACCAGCCCGUCGGCGGCACAAGCCUGCGACCUGACCUGGUGCUCGUCCGGGGUGAAGAGGCCCUCAUCAUCGACGUCUGCUGCCCCUUCGAGAACCGUCGCGCCGCACUGGAGGAAGCUCGCCUACAGAAGAUCACCAAGUACGAGCCCGUGCGGCAGCUUCUACUGCGGCGGUUCCAGAGGGUGGCAGUGGAGGCCGUGGUGGUGGGGGCGCUCGGGUCGUGGGACCCUGCUAACGACCGAGUCAUGCGUCGCCUGUGUAGCAAACCACAUGCACGGACCCUGAAGAGACUGAUAGUCAGCGAGACUAUAGCAAAAUCGAGAGACAUGUACGUAAAACACGUCGGGAAGUGA
Ixodes scapularis (black-legged tick) is the source of this 3159-nucleotide messenger RNA. RefSeq lists its product as uncharacterized. The coding region runs from base 1 to 3159 and encodes 1052 amino acids. The transcript has a single exon. The record is from RefSeq and is a predicted model, not a curated record. NCBI's taxonomy places the organism in Eukaryota, Metazoa, Arthropoda, Arachnida, Ixodida, Ixodidae.